Molecule: messenger RNA, 1634 nt
Organism: Hydractinia symbiolongicarpus
Lineage: Eukaryota; Metazoa; Cnidaria; Hydrozoa; Anthoathecata; Hydractiniidae
Product: snurportin-1-like
Exons: 10
Coding region: 56-1114 (352 amino acids)
Biological process (GO): snRNA import into nucleus
Cellular component (GO): nucleus; cytoplasm
Molecular function (GO): protein binding
Source: RefSeq, a predicted model, not a curated record
UGUUGCAAAUAACAUUAAAAUCUGUUGUUGUAUAGAGAUAGAUACACAAAGAAAAAUGUCUGAAGAACUCACAAGGAUAUUUAGUUUAGGUUUAUCAGUUAAAAAAUGUGAAAAUGAUUCAUCAUCUAUCCAUCCAAGACUCAAUGAAUUUAAAGGACGAUAUUAUCGAUCAGGUGUUCAAGAGAAUAGGAGAAAGAAUUAUCUAGACCAUCAGAAGAAGAGGAGAUUUGACGCAGCUAAUUAUGCUCGCAAACUUGCGGAUGGUGACUUGAAUGAAAAUGAAUUUGAAGAAAUUUCUUUGGAGAUUGAAAUGGAUGUGGAUGAGCAAAAGAAAAGAAAAGAUAAAAAAUUUAAUCCAUACAAAAAUCAGUUGAUGCUGUCAGAAUGGAUUGUUGACCCUCCAACAGACCUAACAACAAAUUGGCUGAUGGUAGUUUGUCCUGUUGGAAAGAGAGUGUUGAUAGUAGCACACAAGGGUCACACUACAGCGUAUUCGAAAGGCGGUCACGUGUUAAAUAGAUUUCCCUCCUUAUUACCUGGUGGUUCAUACAAAACAUGGAAAAAAGACAAUAACUUUGCACGCUCGUUUACAUUGUUGGAUUGCAUCUACGAUGAAGUCAAUCGCACGUACUGGAUGUUGGAUCUUAUGUGUUAUAAGGGAAACCCGAUCUACGAUAGCGAGGUCGAUUUCAGAUUUUUUUGGCUAAACUCGAAACUCCUAGAAGAUGCUCCAAAGCUAUCCGAGCAAUCUAGUGUAAACCCGUUCAAGUUUAAACCGUGUAGAAAUGUUUUGUGUGAGAAGACGGCGAUCGUGAACGCUGUUACAGACACAUAUCCAUUCGAGAUCGACGGUGUACUGUUUUAUCAUAAGUUGGGCCAUUAUGGACCUGGUCGCACACCCCUCGUGGGCUGGUUAAAGCCAUAUAUGAUACCCGAAAUACUCGGUAUAGCGAUGCCAUUAACAGUUAUGGAGACAGCACCCGUAGAAUUUAAUCGUGACAUUUUAAAGAAUGCAAAUAAGGAACUGCAAAACACGACUAGUGAUCGAUCUUUUAAUAAUCCGAAAGAUGUGACAAAGAAGAAAAAAGAUAAUCAAGUCAGUAUGGAAAGCUGAUCACAUGUUGCAACAAUACACCAAAACACGAUCGUUUAAGGUAAAUGUGGAUACACCUUAACGAAAGUUAAAGCCUGCAUUAGACUAGCUUAAAAGAGCAGUGCACUCCAAAAGACACGCGUAAACCAAGCAUAUUUAUUAAUACAUAUUUAUAAAAGUAAUGUGGUUGGAUUUUUAACUGGCUAAAUGUUUUUGUAUACAUCCAGAUACGUGAAUGAUCAUAAUCUUGGACUCAAAGUAAUAUAUUUUAACAAAGACAUAUAGUUGAGCCUAUUUAAACCAGUCGUACAUGGAGAAUUUAGAAGUGUCCCUCGAUUGGAAAUGUCUGUUUUAUAGGUUUUUCUUCUUCUGAGGUUUGAAUGUACACACUGUCGAAACCUGAUAUGGAGCAUGCAUGCUAUGUACAGGUUUGACUGCGCACUUAUAUUUUAUACAUUACACCUUUUAUCAUGUAACAGGCGUAGCAAUUGUAAACUUACCAGUAGCUCUUUUGUUACGAGUAGAAGUGAAAAAAAACCUU